Choloepus didactylus (southern two-toed sloth) is the source of this 6699-nucleotide messenger RNA. It is a transcript of the gene TRAPPC10, whose product is annotated as trafficking protein particle complex 10. NCBI's taxonomy places the organism in Eukaryota, Metazoa, Chordata, Mammalia, Pilosa, Megalonychidae. The record is from RefSeq and is a predicted model, not a curated record. Gene Ontology annotation, biological process: intra-Golgi vesicle-mediated transport; early endosome to Golgi transport. The transcript is spliced from 23 exons. Gene Ontology annotation, cellular component: TRAPPII protein complex. Bases 1 to 3762 code for a protein of 1253 amino acids.
AUGGACGCCGCCGCGGAGCCGCUGCCGCCGGUGAUCUACACCAUGGAGAACAAGCCCAUCGUCACCUGUGCUGGAGAUCAGAAUUUAUUUACCUCUAUCUAUCCAACACUUUCCCAGCAGCUUCCAAGAGAACCAAUGGAAUGGAGAAGGUCCUAUGGCCGUGCUCCAAAGAUGAUUCACCUAGAGUCCAGUUUUGUUCAGUUCAAAGAGGAGCUGCUGCCCAAAGAAGGAAACAAAGCUCUGCUCACCUUCCCUUUUCUUCAUAUUUAUUGGACAGAAUGCUGUGAUACUGAAGUGUAUAAAGCUACAGUAAAAGAUGACCUCACCAAGUGGCAGAAUAUUCUGAAAGCCCAUAGCUCUGUGGACUGGUUAAUAGUGGUAGUUGAAAAUGAUGCCAAGAAAAAAAACAAAACCAACAUCCUUCCCCGAACUUCUAUUGUGGACAAAAUAAGAAAUGAUUUUUGUAAUAAACAGAGUGACAGGUGUGUCGUGCUCUCCGACCCCUUGAAGGACUCUUCCCGAACUCAGGAAUCCUGGAAUGCCUUCCUGACCAAACUCAGGACAUUGCUUCUUAUGUCUUUUACCAAAAACUUAGGCAAGUUCGAAGAUGACAUGAGAACCCUGAGGGAGAAGAGGACUGAGCCAGGCUGGAGCUUCUGUGAAUAUUUCAUGGUUCAGGAGGAACUCGCCUUCGUUUUUGAGAUGCUGCAGCAGUUCGAAGAUGCCCUGGUGCAGUACGACGAGCUGGACGCCCUAUUUUCUCAGUAUGUUGUCAACUUUGGGGCUGGCGAUGGUGCCAACUGGCUGACGUUUUUCUGCCAGCCAGUGAAGAGCUGGAAUGGGCUGGUCCUGCGCAAGCCCAUUGACAUGGAGAAGCGCGAGCUGGUGCAGAGGCAGGAGGCCACCCUGCUGGACCUGCGCAGCUACCUGUUCUCACGCCAGUGCACCCUGCUGCUGUUCCUGCAGCGGCCCUGGGAGGUGGCCCAGCGUGCCCUGGAGCUGCUGCACAGCUGCGUGCAGGAGCUACGGCUCCUGGAGGUGUCUGUGCCCCCCGGAGCCCUGGACUGCUGGGUGUUUCUGAGCUGUCUGGAGGUGCUGCAGAGGAUAGAAGGCUGCUGUGACCGGGUGCAGAUCGAUUCCAACGUGGCCCACACUGUGGGCCUGUGGAGCUACGCCACGGAAAAGCUCAAGUCCUUGGGCCACCUGUGUGGACUUGUGUCCGAGAAGGGGCCCAGCUCAGAGGACCUCAGUCGCACUGUUGAUCUCCUGGCAGGUUUGGGAGCCGAGCGGCCUGAGACAGCCAACACAGCUCAGAGUCCGUACAAGAAACUCAAAGAAGCGUUGUCAUCAGUAGAAGCUUUUGAGAAGCACUACUUAGAUUUGUCCCAUGCUACCAUUGAAAUGUAUACAAGUAUUGGGAGGAUUCGAUCUGCUAAGUUUGUUGGAAAGGAUUUGGCAGAGUUUUACAUGAGGAAAAAGUCUCCACAGAAGGCAGAAGUCUAUCUUCAAGGAGCACUGAAAACAUACCUGGCUGAGGGCUGGGCGCUGCCCAUCACACAUACAAGGAAGCAGUUAGCCGAAUGUCAAAAGCACCUUGGACAAAUGGAAAACUACCUGCAGACCAGCAGCCUCCUGGCCAGCGACUGCCACCUGACGGGGGAGGAGCGGGAGCACUUCUGCCAGGAGAUCCUCAGCUUUGCCGGCCAGCACACCAACAGCCCAGGUCACAGAAUAGUGCUGCCCCUGAAUUCUCUCGCACAACUGAGAGCGCUCCACUUCGACCCCCCCAGUGCCGUGGUCCACGUGGGGGGCACUCUCUCCAUCGAGAUGACCGUGUGGAGCCACAUGCCUGUCCCCGUCUGCGUGGAGCAGAUUGCCAUCAGUGCACACUUCAGCCUCGAGAAGAACAGCUACCGGAAGACUGCGGAGUGGCUCACUAAGCACAAGGCACCAAGCGGCACUGUCACCUUCCCCCACGAGAACUCGCAUUUCCCCGCACCCCAGAACAGCUCACCUGCACUGGAGCUAUACACAAUGUUUGAGAGAAGUCCCUCUGAUAACUCUUUGAACACAACUGGGAUUAUUUGCAAAAAUGUCCACAUGCUUCUAAGAAGGCAAGAAAGCAGCUCUUCCCUAGAGAUGCCUUCAGGCCUGGCCCUGGAGGAUGGGGCUCACAUGCUGAAAUGUAGCAGCGUGACGCUGCAGCCAGGUGCCAACUCCAUCACCUUCCGGACGCAGGCCCGGGAGCCGGGGACCUACACGCUGCGGCGGCUGUCUGCCUCGGUGGGCCCGCUGUGCUUUGUGCUCCCCCACAUCUACCCCGUUGCACAGUACGACGUGUACUCCCAGGAGCCGCAGCUGCACGUGGAGCCACUCACUGACAGCCUUUUGGCCGGCAUUCCCCAGAAGGUCAAGUUCACUGUAACUACUGGCCAUUACACAAUAAAACACGGGGACAGCCUCCAGCUCAGCAAUGCAGAAGCCAUGCUCAUCCUGGGUCACGCUGAGAUCAGGGCGGUCAUCUACUCCAACACGAGAGAAAAGUCUUCGUCUGCGUCCUUGCGGAUCCAGUCCUCUGGAAAGGUCACGAGUGUCAGCCUGCCCGUGGCGCCGGCAUACCACGUGGUAGAAUUCGAGCUGGAGGUUCUUUCCUUGCCUUCCCUGCUGGCAGCCGAGCCUCACGGGCAAUACAUGGAGAAGCAGGAGACUGACCACGGCAUGGUCACCACGGACCACAAACUGUCCAUCGACUGCCCAUGGUCCAUCUACUCCACCGUCAUCGCCCUGACGUUCCGUGUGCCCUUCCGGACCACGCACACCCUCCUGUCGGCUGGGACGCGGAAGUAUAUCCAAGUUUGUGUCCAGAAUUUGUCACACCUUGACUUCCAGCUCUCAGACAGUUGUCUCGUAGAUGUAGGUGAUAGCACUGACGUGCAGCUGAUGCCAUUGAACACACAGCCCCAGCAGCACAUUCGCAGCAAGCAGCCCGUGUUCUUCGUCUGGGAGCUGAAGUGGACUCGAGAGCCGCCCCCUGCACUGCACUGCCGGUUCUCCAUUGGAUUUUCCCCAGUUUCUGAAGAGCAGCUGUUGAUCUCCUUAAAACCAUAUACCUACGAGUUUCAAGUAGAAAAUUUUUUUACGUUAUACGUCAUAAAAGCUGAGAUAUCCCCCCCUGUGGGCAUGGAGCACUGUAAGAUGGGCGCGCUCUGCUCCUUGGAGGUAUCCAUCACCCGGCUCGCAGGCCUCCUGGAGGUGGACAAGGACGAAGCCCUGACGGAGUCGGAGGACUACUUCACGACAAAGCUCAUGUAUGAAGUCGUGGACAACAGUAGCAACUGGGCCGUGUGUGGGAAGAGCUCCGGUGUCAUCGCGGUGCCGGUGGCCGCACAGGCCACGCACAGGGUCCACAUGGAAGUGAUGCCGCUCUUCGCGGGGUACCUCCCCUUCCCCGACGUCAGGCUGUUCAAGUACCUCCCCCACCACUCCGUGCACUCCCUGCAGCUGGACGCUGACAGCUGGAUAGAAAAUGACAGCCUGUCGGUGGACAAGCACGUGGAUGAGCACGUGGAUGAGCCUCUGGGCUGUGGCAGCGUGAAGAGCAGGGGCAGCGCACACCCCUCGAGCGGUGCAGAGCCCAAGGGCCUGCCCAUGCCCCGGCUGCAGGCCUUCCCCGCUGGCCAGGUCUUCAACUCCAGCACUGGCUUGCAGAUUCUCGUCAUCCCCAGCAAGGACGACCACGUGCUGGAAGUCAGCGUCACGUGACAGCGCCGCAUGCUCAGCUGCAGCUGUCGCAGACUGGACCUGAAUGAGUGCACUUUAAAGGACCUUCCCUCGGCUCUCCUCCAUAGUCACCCUCCAGCUCUGACCCGGCCGGCCUCGGAAGCAUCGCGGAAAUUCUGUGGACAGUGUCGCUGCUCUUGCUGGGCUCUGCUGUUAUUUUCCUGUUGUGUAGUAGAAUUCUUGUCAUUUUGUCAUUCCCUGUCCCUGCAGUGCUGUUCUACACUAUUUCCCUGAAGCCCCAACUCAAAUUAGUCACUUGCUGCCCGUAAAAGAUACUUCAAACUGGCCUCUCUGAGUUGAGUGGCCUCAUGGCCUGCUGGCUCUGUCACAGAGGUCUGUUUGUCCUUCAGGUGGACACACAGCAGCCCUGAGGUCCAGGAAUGAUGGGCAGAGCCUUCUGGCCAAAAGGCUCUUAAGGAGUAAAACCCAGUCCUUGCCCCCACACCAUCUGGUUGUUUUUCUAGAAUAACCCCUCUUACAGCAGGUGGGUGGGAGCAGGGCUGGGCUGGGCAGGAACAUCACCCCUGCUGGGCCUUGGGGCAGCAGAAUUGGGAGCCUUGCGGUCCAGUUGCUGCCCCGCUGGGGCUUUGGGGCCACCUUUAGGGUACCUUAAAUUAAAGGCCAGGCUGGGGCAUCAGAAGCAGCUGGGCUUUGAAAUAGUUGAGGAGUGAGUGUUUCUGAGACCGUUUUUCCCCCAUGAUGUUGAUUGAGUAGCAUAUGCACUUGGAACUAAAUAUAUAUUUAUUUUAAUUAUCAUUAUAUGUGUGGGGGUUAAUAGACUGUGUUUUUCUCUCACCUUUAGACUAAAAGCCUUUACAUGUAAUUGUAAGUGUAUAAUCAUUAUUUUUCCUAUGCACCUUAAGAUGUUUCAUUUCAAGUGAGAUUGGAGGGUCCUCUUGGUGUCUUCUGGUCUGGUUAGAGGGAAAGCCCAGGGUCCUGGGAUCGUGACCUCUGCUGGCCCUAUGGAUUGCAGUCAUCCCAUCCCAACUGAUUAAUUUGCUUUGGGUUGUAAAUUUAAUUGUACAUAUGGUUGAUUUAUUAUUUUUAAAAGUACAAACUAACUGAUGUAAUGUUUAUGUAUAAGUUGUACCAAAAAUCAAGGACAAAAUAAAUGUGUUUGUUUUUAUUGGUGGUGAAAGUCACAGCUUGUAAAUAGUAUUGGAUGUUUUAAACCUUUUCCAGCUCUCCAAAGCGAUGUAUUUUUGUACAUAUGAAAUAUAGUACUCUUAAAUUCACUGGCAAAGUUUGGUUGGAAUCAAACCUCAUAGAAUUAAGCUGACAGCCAGCGGGCCCCUCAGCCUUGAGCCUUACAAAAAGCAAAGCAGCCUACCGUGGCCGCAGUGGGCCCUUAGGGUGAAGGCACACAGCUCAAAAUAAGUAGCUAACAGACAGUCCAUUUUCAGUAUUCUGUAUGUUGUCUUGUAACUCCUUCAACAAAUAAAGGUGGUGUGAUUUUUUUCCCCAUGACUUGUUCCUUCGUAUAGAUUGGAGGAGUAUGUAAAGCAGAGAAAUAUCUGUGUUGCUAAGAAACUUACCUUCCUUAUUUGCAGUUUAAGACUAACACAUACAUGGUCAACUUGUUAGGCAAAUUAGACUUUCAGCAUCUUGUAAUAGUUUGGAAUUUCUAAAAUAAGUUUUUUUAUUAUAAAAAUUGGCUGUGGCCCUACAACUCUGCCAAGUGCUGCUGAGAUGUGGGGAAAAGCCUCAGCGCCAGGAGGGCACCCCUGCCUCAGCACCCCCCCCCCCCCGCCCUGUCCAGGCCUCCCUCCUCCUCCGUCCAUCCCGUGGCCUUCUGUGCAGGUUUCAUAUCUGGGUCUACUCCCAGGAUGAGAUUCUCCGACAUACAUGUUGAGGAAGGAAAUGAAGGGGAAAUCCUAAAUGUUUUUGGUUUCUCAUUGUCUAGAAGUGAAUGAAAUCUGAUUUACGACAGGCUGGUUUUGUUGUUGUUUACACAAGAGAAGAAUGUCACCCAAAACUUUUAAGUCACUUUUUUUUUCCUUAAUAUCAUAAGAGUAACUAAAAGGCUGUAAUUGAGUUUUUGUUGUGUUUUAAAGUCAGGUUUAUGUGUCUGAGGCCAGCUGGUUUUGUUGAUGAAGACUUAGCUGCUGUUAAAUGAUUGUGAAGCCAGAUUUAGAGGUGUAUCUAAAACGCCAAGAAUAAGCAGCCGUUUUCCAAAUAUCUGUGGAACAUGUAAAUACUAGCAGUUGGAAAGAAAACAAGUCAUAAUUUUUGUGAAUUUCAUGGGUUUCAUGAAUUCAUGUAUUUCAUGAAUUGCCUAUGAUUGGAAAAAUUAUAACUCUUCUACUUCUAAUGUGGAAAUUGCUGUAUUUAAUCUGUAAAGGGUUUCUACCUGCAGUUCAGUCAGCAGAGCCCAGAGUGGGUCAGAUUCCUGCUUUAAUGUCUUAGUUAUAAGGAUACACAUCCCAUAAAGAGUUGGUAGAGAAAAUGCAUACAGGCUUUGCUUCCAUUUUUCUCUAGUGUUUAGGAUGGAAUUAAAGUAAAAUUAAAGAAACACUCCAGGUGUGUGUAAAAAAUGCAAAACAAUACUUCUUUUUAUAAGAGAACAAGUUGUGCUGAUUAAAAUGUUUUACCUUAGACUGUGAUUUCUUAAAAUAAAUCCUACAUGAUUUUUAAAUUUCACUUCUUAUGAAAAUACCCCUUUCUCUAAAUCGAGCCAUUAUACACAUCAGGCUAUAAGACCUGAAAGCAUCAUUGGUAUGAAUUGCUGGGAUUCUGUGACUGGAAAAGGUGGCAAGUUGGUGACUUUGACACUGCAGGUAUAAUUUCUGUUUUCAUGGUUAUACUAUGAAAAUCACUUUUCACAUUAUUCUGUAAUAUAUUGUUAAGACUAUAAAACCAUUGUAUGAAGACUAUUUAAAAUGUAAGCAUUAUAAUUCUGAAAAUACACAUUUUAAGAAG